Messenger RNA from Carassius carassius (crucian carp), 1986 nucleotides. Its product is annotated as GTP-binding protein REM 1-like. The coding region runs from base 151 to 1098 and encodes 315 amino acids. Gene Ontology annotation, molecular function: GTP binding; calcium channel regulator activity; GTPase activity. NCBI's taxonomy places the organism in Eukaryota, Metazoa, Chordata, Actinopteri, Cypriniformes, Cyprinidae. Gene Ontology annotation, biological process: negative regulation of high voltage-gated calcium channel activity. The transcript has 5 exons. Gene Ontology annotation, cellular component: plasma membrane. The record is from RefSeq and is a predicted model, not a curated record.
UUAAAAGCGUUGUGGAACUCUCGGGGCUGUUGCCAUGACUGCAGCGGUGUAGCGUUCCCCUGCAGCCGCUACAUCAAACUCCACUGCGCGCAAACUGAUUGAUUCACUACCAGUUGCUUUAAACUACAUUCUGCGUCUCAAUGAACCUGGAUGCUUUUGAACAAUCAUUUACGGACAUGUUUGCAUACCUAUGUUUAUAAGAUGACACUCAACACACAGAAAGAGGGAAAGGAACCACUGAGGAGAAGAGCGAGUACUCCCAUCCCCUCCUCUCGUCAAGCGGGCAAGGGAGAAAGAGGCCCCUCCGCUGACCCCUAUCACCCUCCGCUCGCCCAGUCAGCCUCCUACCACCCUGGAGACAAGAGCAUCCACUCGCGGGCCAACUGGUCUUCUGACUCCGAAUCGGACAGCUCUGGAGCUGAGUGUCUUUAUCGCGUUGUUUUGUUGGGGGAUCACGGCGUGGGGAAGUCAAGCCUUGCCAACAUUUUUGCUGGAAUACAAGAGAAGGAUGCCCACAAACACAUUGGAGAGGAUACAUAUGAGAGAACCCUUAUUGUUGAUGAGGAGGAGACGACCCUAGUUGUGAUGGACACAUGGGAAACAGAAAAACAGGAGGAAGAUGAGAAGUGGGUGCAAGAUUACUGCAUGCAGGUGGGCAAUGCUUACGUCAUUGUUUACUCCAUCACCGACCGCAGCAGCUUUGAGAGCGCAUCAGAGUUACGAAUCCAGCUGCGUCGCAUCCGGCAGGCGGAAAACAUUCCCAUCAUCCUUGUGGGCAACAAAAGUGACUUAGUGCGCUCUCGAGAAGUGGCAGUGGAAGAGGGUCGGGCUUGUGCGGUGGUAUUUGACUGCAAGUUCAUAGAAACCUCCGCCUCUCUCCACCACAACGUUCACGAGCUCUUUGAGGGCAUUGUGAGGCAGAUCCGACUGCGGCGAGACAGCAAAGAGAUCAAUGAGCAUCGACGCUCCAUCUACAAGCGAAAAGAGAGCAUCAGCAAGAAAGCCAGACGCUUCUUAGAUCGACUUGUGGCCAAGAACAACAAGAAGAUGGCCCUGAAAGUGCGCUCCAAGUCCUGUCAUGACCUUGCAGUGCUGUGAACCCACAGAUCCCUCUCAGUCCUUGAACUCUGGGUUCUCCUUUGUUUUCUGUUUAAGGCAAAAGAGGAUUUGUCUUUCUGAUGAGACUUCUUUUAAAUUUGAAAAUCAAUUCACAUUUUUUGUUUGUUUGUGUUGUUUAUUUAUUCAUUUAUGUCUGAAUCUAGCAUUAGCAACCUUUUUACCGAAUCUUUACUGAUUUUACAGGUUUUGCUCAUUGUUCUAUGUCCUAUAGAUCCGUUUUUUAUAGUUAUUUGAUUUAAACCAAAGGUUUAUUCCUGUAUAUCACCAAUUAAGUGGACUUUGUUUUUAUCUUAUGAACAUUUUAUCAGUGUUUGCCUUAUCAGACUGAAUAGACAAUAGUUAAAAUUAACAAGCAGUAUUUAUUAUUCAUUGUUGUUUAUAUGUUUUCCUUAAAUUAUCCUUAUUGUUUUUUUCUAACAAAGGAAGUAUUUUGUAUACACUGAAAGACAUUUGCUGUAUGAGAAAAGAACAGCCCAUUGGAAAAGUCAAUGGAGAGACAGCAGAGACCAAUGUUAUUUUUUACUUAUUCUGUUUAUGCAAAUAUUAUAAUAUAAUAUUAUGGACAUGUCAAUCAUCAUUUAUAAAGGGCAUGUGAAUAUCCUUCAUAAGCCUGUUCCAGUUUAUUUGAAAGACAUAACUGGUCAGUAAACAUUAUAAAUGUGUCAGCUAUUUUUGCAGGAAUAAUAACAAAAAUAAUGUUUAUAGGCUAUUUCUCUCAAUGUGUUUUGUCUAUUUUUUUGGCACUGGACAUAGAGGAAAAUAUUGUUUUGUACAACUUAAUGUUGUUGGUUUGUAAAUAUUUAUUUCCAAAAUUUGUAUAAUAAAUGGCUUUGAAAUAUGUAAAUACAAUUAUGCUAACCUUCCUAA